AUGGAACUAUGCAUGCAGACGUACUUCAAAUUCGAGGGUGGAAUCUACGAACAGCUAAAAGGAACACCAAUGGGAUCGCCAAUUUCUGGAUUCAUAGCCGAAGCCAUAAUGCAGAAGCUGGAGAAGAAGGUACUACCAAGAAUCAUGCCAAAACUUUUGCUCCGAUACGUUGAUGACAUAUUCAUCAUCUUGAAGAAGUGGGGCUUGAGGGCCAGCGCCUAG
Molecule: messenger RNA, 222 nt
Organism: Echinostoma caproni
Lineage: Eukaryota; Metazoa; Platyhelminthes; Trematoda; Plagiorchiida; Echinostomatidae
Source: the annotation of a GenBank genome assembly